AUGCUCCACAACCUCGCCCCCGGCGAGGAUCUGCGGCAUCCCAGAACGCCCGACUUGCCCUUCAACGGCUCAUCGCCCAUGCUGGCACAUGCCCCUCUCGCCAUCCCCAGCGACCCCUUUGCCAGCGGCGGCUCGCCCAUGAUUAUGCCGUCCCAGCCACCGACCUUCAAGGCCAGGCCCUCGCCUUUGGCCUCCAGCUCAACCAAAUUUGAUAGUCUCAGCCGCAAGCCAACGCUCCCCGCCACCGGCACCCUGGGUCGCUCCGUGACCAUCACCCGCGACCGCGAUGCCCACGCCGAUUUGCUCGCCAAGCUCACCGAAGACGCCCUCAAGAGCGCCGGUGUCGACUCGACGACCCUGAGCCGAUCAAAGUCCGUCAAGAAGCCGCCGGCCGAGGACAUGCUGAGCAGCAAGCCUAUUCCCAUCACAAAGCCCUCGGAUCCCUCGCUCUUCAUUCCCACCCUUAGCUCCUCGCCCGACACCCAGAGCCGAAUCGACACUCUGCUGCGAAAACCCACUGUCCGUGUUCGACCGGACUCGUCCCUGCCCUCGGCUGCCGACAUCGUCAAGAUGAUCCAGGGGCUCAAGGAAAAGGCCACCGCAGAUUCAACCUCGGACAUGGGCGCUCUCGAUCAGAUUGCGGCGGAGCUGGCUCGUCUCGAGCAGAGCAACGGAUCUGUGAGCGAUGUCGACAUCCGAAAGCUGGAGCAGCAGCUUUUGGAGCUCGAGGAGCUCAUGAAGUCGCUCUCGCCCACGUCUCCAUCGGCCCCAAGCACACCCGAGAACGUUGCUCCUGCCCCGCCACCAACCCCGCCAGCAAAGCUCACCCCAGAGGAGCUCAAGCGCCGGCGAGAGGUGGAGGAAGCCCGUGUCCGCCAGGAGCACGAGCUCGAACUGGCCAAGGCUCUCGAAGAAGAAAGCCGCCGCGAGGAGCAAAGGCGCCAAGAAGAGGCCCGUCUGCGCGAGCAAGAGCUGGAGCGGCAGCGUCUGCAUGAUCUGCAGAUUCAAGAAGAGCGCGAGCGCAUGCGAAUAGAGAAAAUCAAGCGCGAGGAAGAGGCCGAGGCCCAGCGUCUUGAGGAGCGCGAGGCCAAGCGUCGCCAGGAAGAGCAGGAGCGCCUCCUCAAAAUCAUCCAAGAGGAAGAGCGCCUCCGCAAGCUCCAAGAAGAGGAAGAGGCCGAGAAGCGACGUCUUGUUGAAGAAGAAAAGGCCCGCGAGGCCGAACGCAAGCGUCAGGAAGAGCUCAACGAGAAGCGCCGUCGCGAAGAGCGUGAGGCCAAGCAUCGUCGCGAAGAGGAAGAGCGCCGCCGAAAGCAGCUUGAGCGCCAGCGAGCUCUGGAGGAAGAAGAACGCCUGCGCCAAGAGCAAGAGCGCCGUGAAUACGAAGAAGAGCAGCGACGCAUUGCACUCGAGCGGAAGCGCCAGCAAGAAGAACAAGAAGCCGAGCGCAGGCGCCUCGAAGAGGAGGAAGCCGAACGCAAGCGUCUCCAAGAAGCCGCCGAGCUUCGAAGGAAGCAAGAAGAAGCAGCCGAACUGAAGCGCCGAGAAGAAGCCGAGCUGAAGCGCAAACUUGAAGAAGAAGAACGCAUCCGAAAGGUCGAAGCCGAGCGCAAGCGCCUCGAGGAAGAAGAAAAACGACGGCUCAAGGAAGAGCAGCGCCAGCGCGAAGAGCUGGAGGUGAUCCGACAGCAAGAAGAGGAGAUCCGUCGCCGACACGAGGAGGAGCUUGAGAUUCUGCGACUGGCUGAAGUCAAGCGCAAGCAAGAGAUCGAGCGCAUUCAAGAAGAGCGACGUCUCCUCGAAGAGCGUAUCCGUCGCGAAGAAGAGGAGAAGCAACAGAUACUGGACGAGCAGAAACGCCAGGAGGAGCGCCUUCGCCAGGAGAAAGAAGAGCUCGAGAAAAGAAUUGAACUGGAGCGCAAGGCCCGCGAGGAAGAGGAACAGCGCCUGCAAGAAGAAAAAGAACGACAGCGUCUGGAGGAACAGCGUAGACAGCAAGAGAUCGAGGAUCUCCAAAAGCGGUUGGAGAUGGAAGCCCGCAAGCGCCAGGACGAGCUGGAGGAGCGCCUCCGCCAGAACGAGCUCAAGCACCAGGAAGAGCUUACCCAGAUUAUGGAAGAGCGAAAGCGACUCGAACAAGAGGUCCGCCUCAAGGAAGAGAAAGCCCGACAGGAAGCCGAAGAGCAGCGCAAGCGCGACGAGGAAGAUAGGCGUCGUAGAGACGAGGAGCGGCGCCUCCAGGAAGAAGAAGCCAAGCGCCGCAAAGACGAAGACGAUAGACGCCGGCGACAGCGCGAGGCUGCAGAUGGCUCGGACAUCCGGCGCGAAAAGUCCGUCCCGCCCGAGUCCCGGCCCAAGCUCGAGAUACCCGGCUCUGGCUUCGAUGUCCUCGAAAAGCGGGGUCGUGUUGAGUACUCUGAGCGUCUCGGACGAGACAAUGCCUCCGGCAAACCCGAGCGCGAGCUUACCGGCCGCAGACACGGCGAUCAGCGCCGCCCCGAACGCAGCGUCGAGCGCCGCUUGGAUCGCAGUGUCGAGCGCCGUUCGAACCGCCCCGAAACCCCGAAAGGCAACCUGGAUGAUAUCUUCAGACCCUUUGAUGACCUCGAGUUCGAUCCCAAAGGGUUUGCGUCCCUCCCUCGUCCAUCGGCACAGCGCCCCGAUAUCCCUCCGCGUAGUCGGACUCCCGUGGCUCUUCCGGUCGGCGGAAGCUCGUCGGAGGUGCCUCCGAUGCCUCGACAAGCCACAAAUCUGAGUCGGUCCAAGAGCAGUGGUGCCAGCGCCGCCCGUCGACCUACUCCACAGCCGGUCGUAACAGAGUCCGUAUCGCCCCCCGCGGCCAAGAUGCGAGUGGAGGACUCAUCGAGCAACCGCGAGUCGCAGAGCACCGAGGGCGAUGGAAGCACGACCUCGAACGAACGGGAGCGCAAGCGCACCGGCAAGAAGACACCCUCCGGUGGCGUGUUUGGCGAACCGCAUCCGUGUGUACCUCCUCGUGGCAACUCCUUGGCGACGGUCGAAAAGGUCUCUCCCGAGACUGGCAAUACCAUUGCCGUCAACACCUUCAUUAGCCAUCUGGAUACUCUCCGUGGAGUGGCCUCUGACAAGGAAGACAAGACUGCCACGGCACCACCCCUCGUUCGAUCCAAGUCGGCCCGCAGCGAUCCUCGGCCUCCACGGAGCGCCCCCGUUGCCAUUGCUCAGUCUGGCCCCUCCAUGGCCUCUACAUCAUCUCCGGAGCGAUCUAUCCCGGCACGGGCUCCAUCGCGUUCAGACAACCGCGGCCCGUUGCGCUCAGCGACUGUCGUCCAGAACGAGAACCGGUCCUAUGGUCGACACCAGGCCCAAGCAGAUUCCAGCGCAAAUCCCUCGCUUCAUCGUCGUCAGCGCUCGGAGGGACCCAAACCCCUGGCUGAAAUCAGCGAAAAUGACUACACCCCGCCUCCACCCCGAGUCCCCUCUCGCAACCACAACCCCCCAGGCACCAUUGGAGAUGGCAAUGGAGUCAUUCGAACAAUGCCGCGGACGCACGCUCCAGUCACUCAUGGCGAGAACGGCGGCUCGUUCGGAACCGUUGGUCGCCAUCCAACGCGCCGAUCGACCGAGUUCCAGUACCUCCAGCCAGAGGGCGAAGGCAAGCCGCUCAAGGUUCUGAUCGAAACUGUUGCCCAGUCCGAUGACGAGCCAGAUUCACGUCCGCGACCCUCGCUCGACUAUGACGACUUGACCCCUCGAUAUGCCUCUUUGCGCCGCCAGCGCAACGACUCAACCUACCAUGGCCCCACCCCGCCUGUUCCCAUCGUUGCCCCUCCACCGCCGCCCCUGUCUCAGGGAUACGGGCUUUCCUCGUCGGGUGGCAAGGAUCAGGACGACUAUCCAACUCUGCGCAAGCGGAGCACAAGCUAUGCCCACCCGCACAGCACGGCCCCGCAUCCGCCCCACGGCCAGCAUGGAUAUGGACAGUCGCCGACCGAGCGGGGCCAACCCCCUGUUCCUUCCCGCAACCCUUACUCGACAAGCCCCGGCGGGUCGUACGAUGCCUUCAACAACGGACCAGCCGGCCCGGCGCCCUGGAACAACGUCGACGGCAAGCGAGACAAGAAGAAUUGGUUUGGCACGAUCACGCGCAAGUAA
Polychytrium aggregatum is the source of this 4131-nucleotide messenger RNA. RefSeq lists its product as uncharacterized. Lineage: Eukaryota; Fungi; Chytridiomycota; Chytridiomycetes; Polychytriales. The transcript is spliced from 3 exons. Bases 1 to 4131 code for a protein of 1376 amino acids. The record is from RefSeq and is a predicted model, not a curated record.